AUGCAGGUGAAUUGCAGUGUGGCAAUGAACAUCAUAAGUGCUAUAAUAGCAUUAAUUGGCAUCGCCCUAUAUAUCUCAGAGCUGAAUCUUGUCAAAUAUCUAAGUGCCAUUGGGGUGAGUGUCCUGCUCCUGCUGUUCAGUUUGCUGGAGUUCUGCAUCACUGUUUCGACAGCGCAUUUUGGAUGCCAGGUGGCCUGCUGUAAGAGAGAGGUCUCAAGUUUUGUGCCAUACGGUGUGACUGUUGCGAGUGUGGCUCCUCCUGUUGCAAGUGUGAGUCCUCCUCCUCCUCCUCCUCCAGCCUAUAACAAUGUGUCUCCUCCUCCCAAGACAGAGGCUUAUUAA
Elgaria multicarinata webbii is the source of this 342-nucleotide messenger RNA. Its product is annotated as membrane-spanning 4-domains subfamily A member 8-like. The transcript has 5 exons. The record is from RefSeq and is a predicted model, not a curated record. The coding region runs from base 1 to 342 and encodes 113 amino acids. NCBI's taxonomy places the organism in Eukaryota, Metazoa, Chordata, Lepidosauria, Squamata, Anguidae.